This is a messenger RNA of Heteronotia binoei (common prickly gecko), 907 nucleotides long. RefSeq names its product zinc finger and SCAN domain-containing protein 16-like. The record is from RefSeq and is a predicted model, not a curated record. The transcript has 3 exons. The coding region runs from base 93 to 680 and encodes 195 amino acids. NCBI's taxonomy places the organism in Eukaryota, Metazoa, Chordata, Lepidosauria, Squamata, Gekkonidae.
GAAUGGCGAAAGGGAAGGGGAAGAGCUUCAGAUCAGCAACUCCAGGGGCAAUCUUUGCAGGUGGAUCCUAGGAAGGUUUUACUCAUAACAACAUGGGAAAGCUAUCUUCCCCAGAUCGGAGGCAACCUGAGAGGAAAGGGAAGGAGAUGGAAGAGGAGGACUUCAAAGCCCCUCAAAUGGACCAAAAGGCAAACAAGGGUCCCCUUCUCCUCGAAGCUGGGAGUGAAUUCUGGGAAACAGUUGCGUUGGAGGUCCUGGUGAAGAACACCACAGCCUCAGGUGUACAUUGCCGACAUUUCAGGCAGUUCUGCUACCAUGAGGCCAAGGGGCCCCGAGAGUUUUGCAACCAGCUCCAUAGACUUUGCAACCAGUGGCUGAAGCCAGAGAAGAACUCCAAGAAGCAGAUCCUGGACCUGGUGAUCCUGGAGCAGUUCCUGACUCUUCUGCCCCAGGAAAUGCAGUGCUGGGUCAGAGGAUGUGGGCCGGAGACCAGUUCCCAGGCGGUGGCCCUGGCCGAAGGUUUCCUCUUGAGUCAGGCAGAGGAGAAGAGGCAGGCAGAGCAGAUGCGGGGACCACCUGUGAAGAGGGAAGCGAAGCUCUCUGAGGCAGAAGGAGCUCCGUCAAAGGACAUUCAGAAGGUCCAGGAUGCCCUGCCAUGUCGUAAGGGUGCUUCCUGCUGAGAUGGAAUUGGGGCACCUGGUCAAGUUGUUGGGUAGAAGGUUUGGGACAGGAGAAAAAGGAAGUACUUCUGCUCACUACCCAGAGUGGACUUCUGAGAGCCACAGGAUGUAGUGAUGGCCACUCACUUGAAGGGGGAGUAGACAGAUUCGUGGAAGGCAAUUCCAUUCAUUUUUAUAUGAGUUUUCACCUUCCUUCCAUCAGAAGGACUCAAGGUGGCUCAAAAAAA